Molecule: messenger RNA, 1545 nt
Organism: Purpureocillium lilacinum
Lineage: Eukaryota; Fungi; Ascomycota; Sordariomycetes; Hypocreales; Ophiocordycipitaceae
Molecular function (GO): heme binding; iron ion binding; oxidoreductase activity, acting on paired donors, with incorporation or reduction of molecular oxygen
Source: RefSeq, a predicted model, not a curated record
AUGGGUCUCCUCGUGCUCGCCGCGGCGCUCGCGCUGUACGCCGUGGGCCUGGCCGUCUACCGGCUCUACCUCAGCCCGCUGGCCGCCAUCCCGGGCCCGAAGCUCGCCGCCCUCACCUCGUGGUACAACGCCUACCAUGACCUCAUCCGCGGCGGGCAGUACGUCUGGGUCGUGCGCGACAUGCACCGCCGGUACGGCCCCGUGGUGCGCACCCGCCCGGACGCCGUGCACGUCGCCGACCCGACCUUUGCCGACGAGCUGUACCCCGUGUCCGGGCGCCGCCGCCGCGACCGCUUCCGCACCGUCGUCGGCUUCAUGCAGUCGCCGGGCUCGCUGCUGUCGACGGGCGAGCACGACCUGCACCGCCGCCGCCGCGCCGCCCUGGCGCCCUUCUUCUCGCCGCUGCGCGUGCGCCGCCUCGAGCCCGUCAUCAACGAGACGCUCGCCCGCCUGCUGCGCCGCAUGGACGGCUGGGCGCGCGACGGCGUCCCCGUCCAGAUGGGCGUCGCCUUUCGCGCGGCCACCAAGGACGUCAUCCAGCAGUACGCCUUUGGCGGCGGCGGCGGCACGGCCUGCCUCGACAUGGACGACUGCAGCGCCGCGUUUUUCGACGUGAUCCGCCCGCACUGGGUCUCGCACCUGGGGACGCAUUUCCCGCGGCUGGCGAGGGCCAUGAGCGCGCUGCCGCCGGGGCUCAUGACGCGCCUCGUGCCGCGGAUCGGCGUCUUUAUGCGCUGGGUGCAGGACGUCGCCGCCGAGGUCGACGAGGUCCGCAAGUCCGAGGACCUGCCCGAGGGGCUCACCAUCUUUCACGAAAUCAUGCGCAGCGACGCCCUCCCCGCGUCGGAGAAGCGGACGGAGCGCAUCCUCAACGAGGCGACGGUGCUGCUCGUCGCCGGCACCGACACGACGGCGCUGACGCUCUCGGCCAUCGUGUACCACGUGCUGGCGGACCGCAGCGUGCUGCGGCAGCUCAAGGACGAGCUGCGGCGCGCCAUGCCGGACCCGGACGCGCCGCCGACGGCCGCGCAGCUCGAGGCGAUGCCGUACCUCAACGCCGUGAUCCACGAGGCCGUGCGCCUGCACCCGGGCGCCGCGCACCGGCAGGACCGCGCCGCGCCCGACGAGGACCUGACGUACACGGACCCGCGGACGGGGCGCGCGUACCGGCUGCCGGCGGGCACGGGCAUCGGCAUGGCGGCGCCGCUCGUCAACCGCUGCGCCGACGUGUACGACCGGCCCGACAAGUUUGUGCCGGAGCGCUACAUCGAGAGCCCGGAGCUGGCGCGGCACCUGCUGACCUUUUCGCGCGGCGCGCGGCAGUGCCUGGGAAUCCACCUGGCCUACCGCGAGAUGCAGACGCUGGUCGCGGGCAUCUUUCGCCGGUACGAUGUGUACGACCCGGAGGCGGAGCGGCAGGGGCCGACGCUGCAGCUGUACAAGACGGAGCGGCGGGAGCUGGAGAUGGCGGCCGACUACGUGGUGCCUGCGGCGUACGAGGGCAGCUUGGGUCUGCAGGUAGUGAUUCGUCAAUCGAGCUUGUGA